CCUAUCUUUAUGAAUGAUGAUUCCACAUCACCAACCCCAUCCCCAUCUCCAUAUAUGAAAGAAAAGGGCUACCUUUCCAUUUUACCGCUCUCGCACUACAUUCUACCUCGCUUUCUCUCUUCCCUCCCUCAGGGACUUCUCCUCUUUCGUCCUCCGCCCUGUCUCUGCAAAGCUGGGAAACUUUCCAGAGUUGGGUCUCUUCCUAUUCUUCCUUUCUUGCUGCUGAGAAAACAGUUGAUAUCUUCUUCUUUCUUUUUCCGGUAAGGGAAGCUUGGUCGUGUUCUUUCAUGGGUUCCUGCUUUAGUUCCGGAAUAAAAGCUGAAAGCCCCUUCUCUAAUGGGGCGAGGAAAGAAGGUGAAAUCUUCCAAGCCACAAACUUGAAGAGCUUUACCUUCAGCGAUCUCAAGGCAGCCACUAGAAACUUUCGCCCUGAUAGUUUGGAUGAAGGCGGGUUUGGUUAUGUCUUCAAAGGAUGGGUGGACGAGAAUUCACUCACUGCUGCAAGUCCUGGAACUGGGAUUAUUAUUACCGUCAAGAGGCUUAGUCAAGAGAGCUGUCAGGGCGACCAGGAAUGGCUGACGGAAAUCAACCACCUAGGGCAGCUGUACCAUCCAAACCUAGUGAAAUUGAUUGCUUAUUGCAUCGAGGGCGAACGCCGGUUUUUGGUCCAUGAGUUCAUGCCUAAGGGCAGCUUGGGAAAUCAUCUCUUCAGAAGGGAUUCUGAUUUCCAACCUUUGUCUUUGAACCUGCGUAUGAAAAUUGCACUAGAUGCUGCGAAAGGUCUAGCAUUCCUUCACAGCGACAACGCCAAAGUGAUAUACAGGGACUUCAAUACUUCCAAUAUCCUUCUCGAUUCGAACUACAAUGCUAAGCUAUCUGAUUUUGGGUUAGCCAAGUAUGACCCAAUAGAGAAUUUGCACCCCUACGACACAAGAAUCAGCUCCACAUUUGAUUAUGGAGCUCCUGAGUACAAGAUGGCAGGGCGUCUGACAUCAAAGAGCGAUGUGUAUACAUUUGGGGUAGUCUUGCUAGAGAUAAUUUCGGGCAGGAGAGCCAGUGACCAGCAGGGGCCGUCGAGGGAGAUGUUACUGGUGGAAUGGGCAAGGCCUUACUUGAGUAGCAAGCAAAAGAUCUCCCGAGUGAUGGAUCCAAAGAUUGAAGGGCAGUAUAGUGUCAGCUGCGCACUGAAAGUGGCGGCACUAGCACUGAUAUGCCUGUCAGCAGACCCCAAGUGUAGACCAACCAUGGAAGAAGUUGUGAGAAGUUUGGAGCAGAUUUAUAACGGGUGCAGUAGCAGUAGUAGUAAUGAGGGUAAAUUAUCAGGAGGAUCAAGAUCGAAAGCAGCACGAGUCAACAAUGGUGGUAAACCGAGAAGGAAGAGGAUGAAUGGAGUUCAUGUUGUGGGUAAUUGAAGGGAUCCCUCUUCCCCCAAACUAUCUGCUUCUUCUUUAUGUCGAUAGAUGCAUGCCAACGGUGGUUGGUUGUGUUGUGUGUUCGACUUUGAUCCGAGGGUGAAUUGCCAAAAGUUUGUGGUGUUGAAUCAUGAUUUGUUAUAAUAGUACAGCAGUUCUUUUACCUUUUUCUCCCCAAUGUCAGUUCGGCUUGCAUGUUCUUGACUGUGUCAACUCGAGUGGUUGGGAUAUGUUCAAUCGUGGAUUAUAUACUAUUCACUAACACAUUCCCUCAAACGAAAGUCAGUCACUUCAUAAGGGGCACUCGAGUUGUUGGGAUAGGUUCAAUCGUGGAUCAUAUACUAUUCACUAACACACCCCCUCAAACGAAAGCCAUAAGAAUACAUGUGUUUCACAUGUUCUGAACACAAGAAUACAUGUGUUUCACAAAUGGGGUCACCGGGAUUUGAAUACUAGACCUUUCGAUUACAUAAGGCUCUGAUAUCAUGUCAAGAACCAAUUGAUCAUAAUAACUCAAGUUGUUGGGAUAGGUUCAAUCUUGGAUUAUAUACUUUUCACUAACAAACUAAAUACAAUUGCUUUAUGAAAUAUAUCAAGUUAACAAUCACCAAAACCAAACCAAUCUGAAGUGUUUGUAUGAUAAUUGAUAGGCGUGGAACGUGGAAAAACCUUGCAAUGGAUGAUCAAUGGCCCAACACAAGAAUGGGCCGGAUCAAAUGCUGAGUAAGGCUAUUAUCGUCCUUCCCCAGCUUUACGGCUGAGGUUUUUCUUCCAACUUCCAAGUGCCAUGGCUAGCAAGCAAUUUUUUUGUUCAAGGUUUUAGAGCUUCAAUUAAGCUCCCAGUUCAAGAAAACGAACGGAGAAGGAAACGGAAAGGUGGAGGCAAAAUGAUGAUUGCUGCUGCUUCUUCAACGCUGCUCCAGCAUGUUAGCUCCGUCUCAGUCGCGAACAUCGUCCGGCCAGGCUUCCGUUCCCUCUCAGCUGCCUCAGCUCGCAACCUAUCCACAGCCGCCGCGGCGGCAGCUGCUUCGUCGUCGCCUCGUUCACUUUCAGCUGCACAGUCCGAUACGCGCGUCCUCCUUGGCUUGUCCGAACCUGAACUUCAACAGUUAGCUGUUGACCUCGGCCAGGAAGGCUACAGAGGAAAGCAGCUUCAUCACUUGAUAUACAAAAGAAAAGUGAAGGAAGUAGAUGAUUUUAGCCAGUUGCCCAAGGCAUUUAGAAAUGUUCUUCAAGAAGCUGGGUGGAAAGUUGGGCGGUCUCCAAUCUUUCGAACUGUUACGGCUGCUGAUGGUACUAUUAAGUUAUUGAUCAAACUCGAAGACAACAGACUGAUUGAAACUGUUGGCAUCCCUGUGAACGAUGAUAAAGGUUUAACUCGCCUAACUGCAUGCGUCUCAUCACAGGUAGGUUGUCCGCUCCGUUGCUCAUUUUGUGCCACUGGUAAAGGAGGGUUUUCAAGGAAUCUUCAGGCACAUGAGAUUGUUGAACAGGUAUUGGCUAUUGAAGAGAUCUUCAAGCACAGAGUGACAAAUGUAGUAUUCAUGGGAAUGGGUGAACCAAUGUUGAAUCUGAAGGCAGUACUUGGAGCACACCGGUGCUUAAAUAAGGAUGUUGAAAUUGGGCAAAGAAUGAUAACAAUUUCUACAGUUGGGGUUCCAAAUACAAUAAAGAAGCUGGCCUCCCAUAAGCUUCAAUCAACCUUGGCUUUCAGCUUACACGCUUCAAAUCAGAAACUCAGAGAGACAAUAGUGCCAAGUGCUAAAUCAUAUCCUCUGGAUGCAAUAAUGCAAGACUGUAAGGACUACUUUCUCCAAACCAGUAGGCGGGUAUCCUUCGAAUACGCACUUUUAGCUGGAGUGAAUGAUAAGACAGAGCAUGCCGUAGAACUAGCUGAGUUAUUGCAGAAUUGGGGACGCAAUUAUCAUGUCAACCUCAUACCAUUCAAUCCAAUUGAAGGAUCUGAUUAUCAACGUCCAACUAAAAAGGGGGUGCUAAAUUUUGCUUCCACACUAGAGGCGCGUAAAGUAACUGUGAGCAUUCGUCAACCAAGGGGGAUGGAUGCGAGUGCAGCUUGUGGUCAGCUAAGAAAUCAGUUCCAGAAAAGUCCUUUGCUCACUGAUUCAGAAAUCUCGCCACCACCUGAGACCGAGCUUGCACUAGGUGGUGUUAUGAGGAGGUACAGCCCGCCGUACUAUAGCCCUCCGAGGAGAGGAUAUGGAGGUCGACCAAGGAGUCCGCCUAGGAGAGGUUAUGGAGGUGGUGGUGGUGGUGGAGGAGGAGGUGGUGGUGGCGGCGGCGGUGGAGGUUAUGGUAGGCGAAAGGACAACCAAGGCAGCCUCUUGGUCCGUAAUAUUCCUCUUGAUUGCGGCCAAGAAGAACUUAAGGCUCCAUUUCAGCGGUUCGGGGCUCUAAGAGAUGUGUACAUUCCAAAGGACUUUUACACAGGGGAACCUCGAGGCUUUGCAUUCGUCCAAUUUGUGGAUUCGUAUGAUGCCCUGGAAGCUCAGCGUCGAAUGAAUGGACAAAUAUUUGCUGGCAGGGAGAUAUCCGUGGUGGUUGCUGCAGAGUCCAGGAAAAGGCCUGAGGACAUGCGCCAUAGAACUCGGACUAGGGGAGGAGGUCGCGGGGAGAGAUCAUCUUAUUAUGGUACAUGGCGCUCUCGGUCUCGUUCGCUGUCUCGCUCUCCUCACCAUCACGGAUCAAGGUCUAGAUACCGUUCAAGGUCCUACUCUCCUCCUGCUCCAAGACACCGCCGAGACUACUCGCCGGCCUCACCAGGUAGGAGGCACCCUAACCCUCCAGUUCGAUCUCCGUCGAGAUCUCCAUCUCCCAGAGGUCCUGCUCCGCCUGAACGAGACAUUGGCCGCGGCAGGCUAUCAUAUUCCCCUCAGGGUUAUGGCAACCCAGACAAUCUAGACAAUAAAGGGAAUGGCUACGCUGAGAAACAUGACCAUGGCCUGGAGGAAGAAAGAGCGUGGAGAAGGCCACCUUCACCUGGCCGAAGGCCUGCCGUCGCCAUGUCGAGUUCCCCACCAGGUUCUAGAUCAAGGUCUCCCAUCCCGUCCCCGGGCCGCCGCCAUGGCAGAUGAUUGAUGAUCUAGCACCAUCCGCCAUCAUCUGAAGAGCACUCUUGCUACCUGCAUUGUAUGAUAAACGAAUCAAGUAGAAACGGCGUUUGGAUGGUCCUUGUUGUUUGACAUGGUUUGUCGUCUGCGCACAGAUGAAACUCUCUUUCUCUGUCAAUGCAAUAUCGGAGUAAGAAUGUUUCCAUCUUCAUGGUGAAUAGAUUUAUGGCUUUUCUUUAUCCAGAUGCCAAAAUUGCCACGCCGUUGGAACUACGCUACCCAACGACGUGUUAUUUUCAUUUUUGUUUCUUUGCCCUACGUGAGAAUGUUUACAUCUGGGUUAGGAAAUGCUAGAGUGACAGGUGGUCGUUCAUUCCUGCGACGGCAGAUGCGUUUGACAAGCGUUGUUUCCAGCCUCUUCGUUAUCUCUUUUCCAAGGUAAGUUCUGUCGGCAUCCGUCUGAACGAAGCAGUGACGUGUGCACCUGUCGUCGGAGUCUGAAGUGGCCGGCGCCGGCAGGGGGACGGAAACAGGGGGGAACAGACAAACGGCUGACUUGCCCAGCAAGUAACUUGGUAAUCUUGUGAGGUCCAUUAAUAAAUCAUAAUAAUAAACAAUAAAUAUUAGCGCCACCGUGACGUGAUUCUGCAAGGAAGGUCGUUGUUUUCAAGGGUGGAAAUUUGUCAGUCUCCUGGCGAGAUGGGGACGGGGGCAAUUUGCUUAGUGUCCUGUCGAUCCUUAAUUAUUGUCCGUUCGAUGGUAUCGGAGGUGGUCAGAUGUGGCACGUUUCCUUUUUAUUCAUUCCAAAAGCUUUUAGUUUUUUUUUUUAUCCAAAUAAAAAAUAAAGUAAAGCAUUUUUAGGGGUUCUCAAGUUGUGGGGACUAUUCC
Messenger RNA from Linum tenue, 5368 nucleotides. Lineage: Eukaryota; Viridiplantae; Streptophyta; Magnoliopsida; Malpighiales; Linaceae. The record is from the annotation of a GenBank genome assembly.